AUGGCCGGUUCGACGCGGGGUGCACCGCAACUUUUGUUAGAGGAGUUCUACAAAAGUGUGCACGCGGAAGGAGCGAUUUUGCGCGUGGCAAAGCUUUCCGAAAUUAUUUCAAGGAAAUUUCAAAUGUUUUUUUUUGUUAUUUAUAACUUUGUAUGCUUAUUGAAAAACAACCUUAAAGGUCGGAUCAUCGAUAAAAAACGUGAAAGUUGGUGAGCGAGUCUGGUACGGGUUCAGUUCGGGAAGCAGCGCCGAAUUCUCAAUAGUCCAGCAUGCUUUCCCUCUUCCUGAUGGUAGUUUUGGCCUGUGGAAGCGUAAAUUUGAUUUUUUUUUUUAACAUCAGAAGUCUCAUUUACCGACGGUGCCACUCUCGGAGUUCCAUUUCUCACCGCCUAUCGAGCUCUUUUCGUUCGCGGCCGAGCUCAGGUUGAUAAAAAUGAUGAAAAUCAUUGAUUGAAAAAUCGAAAAAGCUCAAUUUGACCUGAAAAUCCAAUAAAAUUCAAAAAAAAUGGACCUCGAUGAAUUUUUUCGAUCUGAAGCACGAAUAGAUUUUGAAGCUUUGAAUUUUCAGCAGAUCAAACUCUGGAUGGAACCUGUUUUGAAUGAGCUAAAAAUCAACCAGAGACUUAUUGCUUGAGCGACUUAUUCAAAAGCUUCUAAACAAGAAAUGAAGUGAGAAAAGCGAAUGUGUCAAUUUAACGAGUCAAAAAGUUGGGUUUUAGAAAGGAGACUUGGUCUUGGUGCACGGCGCCUCUGGCGGGGUCGGGUCAGCUGCAGUGCAGCUGGCGGUCUCUCGAGGCCUCCAGGUGGUUGGCACUGCUGGAACGGACGACGGCCUCGAUUUCGUCCGCACCUUGGGAGCUUCCGACGUUUUCAACCAUCGGAAGGCCGGUUAUGUCGAGGAGAUCAAGAAGAAGUAUCCUCAAGGUGGAAGGAACCGAUUCCAAGGCAGUUCAAAUGCUACCAAUAAACAUCAGCUCGAUUGUUUCAGUUUUAGAAAAAAAAUCUCCUUUCAAAAAAAUAAUGUUUGAGUUAUUAGGAGAGAUCAGCAGAUUUCUCAAGAAAGUCCAGACAACGAGAAGGCCCUUACUUGUCUGGCGUCUAUUCGAGUCGCCAUUGAUCUUUGUCUUUCUCAUUUGAUUUCCCAAUUGUUCACUUUUUUCUUCUCGUUUAAUCUCAAUUAAAUAUUUAUCUUAAUGCGAAUAGUCCGAAAUCUUUUUUCGGAGCAAAAAAUGUUUCUCCUCGCACGAGCAGAAAACGAGGAAGAAAAAAAAAACUUGAAUAUUGCAGGCUUCAACAUGAUUCUUGAAAUGGCGGCUCACGUGAAUCUAAACGUUGACCUCGGACUUUUGGCUCCAAAUGGCGAAGUUGCCGUAAUUGGCAACCGGGGAGACGUCAAUGUCAAUGCGAGACAACUUAUGGCUGUUGAGGGACAAAUUUUUGGUAAGUCAAGAUUCUAGGGAACGUCAGAAUGAUGCCUAUAGGGGUUAGGGAAGAAAACAGUCCUAUAAUAGACAAAAAGUGCCUUUAGAAUUUUUGACUCCUGAGUCCCUGAAGCGGAAGUGGCCCCUUUAGGGAUCCCUAAAUGUUUAAUUCAGAUUUUAAAAUUGAAAAGAGAAACUUGAUCGAUUCAUCCUCUGUUGAUAUUAUUUAUUCAAGUAACACUGAUUUAUUGAGUUUUUUGCAAGAGAAUGCUUCUUCUCAUGAAGCUCAUAACAAUAAUCGACUAACACGUCCUCUACAGGGGUCACUUUUGCAAGCUUUAGUGGUCCCUGGAGGGGAGCCUUCUCUCAAGGACCUCUCUAGGGAUCAUUACUUUUCCAGAAUUUUUGAAACUAGAUUUAGAAUCAGCGUAAGAAACUACUUCUCCUGGUCAAAUUCAAUCAAAACUUUCAAUUCGAGUGGAGGCCGUUCCUUAGAAAGGGGAACAUUUUUUCAAUUUCAGGCGUCGCUUUGAACCGGACAACUCCGGAAGAAUUCGAAGAGAUGGGGGCUGGAAUCACGGAAUUUUUGAAGAAGUCGUCUUUUCGAUCAACUGUCCAGAAAGAGUACACGCUCGAGGAGAUCAGUCAAGCUCAUGUGGAUAUCAUGAAAAACGAUGGUUCCCUUGGAAAUCGUGUUGUCGCCAUUGAAUGAAUUGAAUAAAGUACCUUUGCAUCGAUUAGUCUAACAUUCGAUCCCAAGUGACCCGAGCAAAGAUCCGUCUCUCUUUCUCUGCGUCUCUCAAAGAUGCCGUCUCUCGUCCCUCGACACCUCUUGCUCCAUUCGUGGUCGUGUCCGAUGGAUCAGGCGGUCGAGGACGAUGUUGGGGUCUGUUUUAUCUCUCUUUACUGUUUUAUCAUUAUAGUUUGAAAAAAACAGUUUUUUUAAUCAACCGACGAUUUUCUUAAAUUUCUCGAAGAUUCCUUGGCCUAGACGUAGAGUUUCUGCCUCUUCCGUGCGGUUGAAGCUCGGUUAAAAACUGACUUUCUUUAAUUAUUGUUUAAAAAAAUAUUCUAAGAACUUCUGACUCUGGUCAAACUAAACUUUUGAAUUUAGUUUUUUUGUUCCCAAAUGAAGAUUUAGUUCAAAAAAAUCUUCCAAAGUAAUUUUUUUCUAUGCAAAUUGUGUAGCAGAAUUCAUACAAAAAAACUCAAACAACUUCUCAAAAAAAUUCUCAAAUUUUUUUAGGCUCUUUUUUAUAUUUUUUGUUAACCGGAGUAUUAUUUUAGCUACGACAGAUAAGUUUUUCAAAAAAUUAAUUAAAAACCCCACGCAGAUCCAAUUAUCUAUGAGAUUUAAAGGUUCAUAAAAAAACUAGGUAAAAAAAUAAAAAAAUAUUAUUUUUUUCUUCAAGUUUGGAGCCAUUUUAUCAGAACAGAAGAGCAGAAUAUUAUUUCAAGCGAGUAAAAUCUUCAAAGAAAUCCGUUUCUCAGAAGACUUUCGUCAUGACUGCCGGCCGUGGAGAUCUGAAAAAGAUCAAGCAACUGUUGAAAAAAAGGCGUCGACGUCAACAUCGGAAUGGAAGGAGGUCUGACGGCUCUCCAUGCGGCGUCCUUAAGGAAUUAUGAAGAUCUGGUCCGGUUUUUGCUGAGAAAGGGAGCUCUGGUGAACUCCAAAGACUUGGUGAGUGAAAAAACGGAAAAUUAAGAUUGGGAAUUUAAAAAAAAAUUGAUCAGAACACUCCUUGAAGUACCAAAAAAGGACUUUGAAAGUCUGAACCUGCAAAACUAUUCAUUUUUCGGCAAAGGACACCUCAAAAUCCGUUAAAAUAGGCAUUCGAGCCUUUAAUUCUCAAAAAGUAAGAAGUUGUGCAGGUGAGCCUUCGAGGACAGUAUUUCGGUAUUUGAAAGGAUUUUCUGACUCAUUUCCAAGACAUUCUCAACCGAAAAGUGAAAUAACAUCCUCUGUCAAGAGUUCAGGAAAAUGAUCUUAAUAGUUCCGGAUUUUUUUGAACAGGAUAGUUUAAGCCGCCAAAAAAAGAGCAAACACGUAAACAAAAAAAUUGAAUAAAAAUUGAAUCCAGUUAAUUUGAAAAAUUUUGAAAAAAAUUCUUCAACUUCGUAGUAUUGGUUAGACUUUGACCAAAAAAGCGCUGCUAGCAAAUUUUACUCUAAUUGAUUACAUUUCUUCAGUCGGAACUUGAAAUUAUUCAAUUUCUCUGCGUCUCUCGCUUUUACAUCCUUUUUAGGGACCGCCAACGAUUUUCUAAAAUGAAAGCACAAAGAAAAAAAAAUGAAUGGAACAUAAAGAGUGAGGCAAGCAGAUUCAAUAAAAAAAACAAAAAUUUUGGAAAAUUCAAUCGAACAAUGUGAAAAGAAUUAAUAAAAAAAAGUGAGAAAUCUUUUCGGCUUGAAACCUGUUAUAGUCUGUUCAGUUUUUGAAUGUCAAGUAGAAUGACGUCAUUCGAAAGCGCUCUGUGGAUCGCGCUUUAAGGGGCGGAGCUUCAGCAACCACUUGACAUUCAAAAUCUGAACAGACUAUAGGACAGGUUGCAUGUGGCACGGCAUUCCUAAUGGGGGUGAGGGAAGGUGAGCGAGGCGUCAAAGUUCCUGAAUUUACAGAAAAAAUUUAGUGCGCGCUACGGAUAAAAUUACGUCACAAUUACACUGAAUAUUCAACGUUAAUAACUUGUUUGUUCGAUCGCCUUCGGCUGAAGUACUGUAGAUUUCAAAUUUCGCGCCAAAAUUUUUUUAACGUCUUGCCACCCCGUUUGGGAACGCCGUGUGUGGGUGGAACGAAUAAUGCAGCUCGCGCGCGCCUCCAACUCCCCUCAUUAUUUUUCAAGAUAAAUAAUUGUAUUCUAAUUUACUUUCUACAUUUCGAUCAUAAAAGUAAAACUGAUUAAAACGAAUGGAAACAGUUUCAACGUGUAUAAAUAACAAAAAAACAUUAAUGCCGUGUUCAAAGUGGUGGUAUGAAAAAAAUACCAGCGGAACUUUCCGACGGCCACCUUUCCGCCGAAUCCUUUUCCGACUUUUUUUCUCGAUAAAAUCUUCGUUUUAAAUCUUCCUAUAUAAAGUAGAUAAUUGGUUCAUGAUUAAAACACCAAUAAAUAGGAAAAAAAAAAUUAUAGAUGACUUAUAAACCGAAAAACAUAAGGGAAAAAAGUCGGAAAGGGAUCCGUCGGAAAGGUGGCCGUCGGAAAGUUCGCUGGCGAUACGAAAAAAUCGGAAAAGUCGCCGUUUUAAUUUUCGCUGGUCUUUUUUUCAUACCACCUUUAAAGUAAUUUCGGCGAUUUCAAAAUAGACGCGUUAUUCGCUUAAAAUGAUUUCGGGAAAUAGGCGGAAUUGGUAUUCUGGGAAGGUGAGUCCUACAACGAUAUAUCGUUGGAUACGCAUUUUUACGGUGAGUUUUACGCGCGAAUUUGAAAUUUCAGUAGAAAAUGCCCAAAUAACUCCAAAAUUUUGAGUUCCCGCGAAGAAAUUACGGUAAAAAUGCAUAUUUAACGUUAUAUCGUUGUAGGACUCAUUUUUUCUGCGCAUUCUCGGAAUAGCAGUUCUGCCUAUUUCCUGAAAUCAUUUUAAACGAAUAACGCGUCAAUUUUGAAAUCGCCGAAAUUACUUUGAACACGGCAUAAAGCAUUAAUUAACCUUGAAAUAAUUUUGAAAAUCGUUGCGACGCGCGAAAUUGUUCCUCCCGCAUGCAUCCCUCGUAGAACUGCAUACGCUUUUAAUUUUUUUUUAAAAUUUUUUUGAAUCUUUUCUAUUUUAUCCAAACGCAGCCAAGCUUCAUUUUCGAGUUUUGACUUCCAAAAGUUAGAGAAGUUAUAGCUGAUUCUUGAGCCAUCGAAAAAGGGUCCUGACACGAUAAUGCGUGAGACAGUGCCUGGCUCGUGGGGAGCGCAGACAGGCCACGCCCCCUUACCAUCCCAAGCUAGCCGUGAAUCAGCUAUACUCAUGCUCCUCUGACUGUUCCAGUGUUGGAAACGUUUGAAAAAAAAAAAAAUGAGAAAUGUCAAAAGAAGCUUUGAAUAUUAAUAAAAAUAAAACAAACUUUUUGUAUGUCAUUCGCCACGUUUUGAAAAAUUUUGUUUUCUUUACGCCCAUUUUUUUCUCUGAGUCUCCCGUCUUCUCAUGCUAUAACAUAGUUUCUCUGACCAUUCUGCUGAUGGAAUCGAGACGCAGAUGGGUCAGACUGUUCCAAUCGUGGCGAUUGGACUAUAUAAAAACUAUAUAAAAAUAAGACUAUAGAAAAUAGUUUUUUUUUUUCAUAUUCAAAUGUACUUUUUCAGAAAGGCUACUCACCAUUUUUGCUGGCUUGCGUCGGCGGGCAACUGGAAGUCGCCGAGAUUCUUCUGAAAAACGGCGCCGACAUCAACACCCAGAAUUCGGAUGGGAAUCGGCCGCUCAACACCAUCUGCAACCAUCAGAUCUACGAAAAAGUCUGGCCCUGGCUUCUGGAACGCGGCGCCCAGGUCAACUACACGAACAAGGUUGAUGAAAAGCUUAGUUGCUCUCAGAAGAAUAUUGGAAAAAUUGGACUUCUUAAGCUAAAUUAAACAAAACUGUCCGAAAAAAAGAUAAAAAUCAGAAAAAGUUCGGUUUAUUCCAUUUUGAAUAAAAGCAAAAACGUGCUUUCAAACUUUGAAAAUUUCAUAUGAUGAUGUGAUGUGUAAUUGGGAGAUUGCAAAGAUUAUUCAUUUCAAAUCAACAGUAAAAAUUUAAUAAAAAAACUUUAUGGACGAAAUUAGAAGAAUAAUCAAAAAUGUUCCCUAUGGCAAAAAAAGUUUGAAAGAGAAAAAAAUGAAAAUUUUUCGAAAAAAAUACCCGCUGGCGUAGUGAGUUACGUGAAAGAAAAAUUGAAAGACAAGAAGAAAAAAAUUUGAAAAGAAAGUGUAAAAACAGAGUACAAUGAAUAUAAGGACAGAUAGCUAGUUGUAAGCCCAGUUUUAGUGUAGUUGUAAGCCCAGUUUUUUUAGUUUAGAGGUUUAAAAAUUUUUUUAUUUUUCAUUUUUUUAUUUUCACCUACCAAACUUUUCAUAAGACGCCAUUCAUGAGGCAGAAACAUUUUGAAAAAAAGGGGAGAAUAUUAAGGCCUUAUUAUUUCGUUGUUAUGUCAAAAAUGCAGCUAAAAAGGAACGUCAAUUUCGUUUUUUCGUCUUGAUUUUUUUUUUUUGCCAGAACUCUUUUUGGUUUACCAGAUAAAAUCAACAAAUAUUUGAAACCUUAAAAAAUUCCUAGUUUCCGAGGAGGCAAGUAAAUCCACUUUUUUGCCUUUUUUUUCUCUUAAUGCUGUGAACUUUGAAACUACCACAUUCAAGGCUUUCAAGAUUCGGUCUAAUCGACUCUCAAAAUAAUCUGCAAAAGAAUUCAUACCCAAACAAUACUUUCUAGCCUUUCAAAACAAACUUUCCUUUUAGUUGGGCACCUCACCGGCGCACAUCGCCAUCGAAUGUGGGAGCUCGAAAAUGCUCGACGCAUAUUUGGAGCGUGGAGCUCCGAUCAACGCCUGGUGCAGGUCCAGGAGAGCGACGCCGCUCAUUUUGGCCAUCCGGAACCGCGGUUUCAAGUUCAUCGACUAUUUGAUUUGCCACGGGGUUGAUCAGUCAAUCCCUGACGAGGUUUGGUUUAUUAUUCAGCUCUUGAAACUGGAUUAUUAUUUUUAGGAAGGCAACACUCCGCUUCAGCUUGCCAACAAAGUGCUCGGUGAAUUGGUUGACCAGAGGCAUCAGUUCUCACAAGUUUGUUGAAAAAUUAUCGAUAAUUAUCUUAUUCACAUUUUAAGAUGUGGCGGUUCAAUCCUCUGCUAUCUCGCAACUUCGACGCGCACACAACUGGCAGACCGGCAUCCGAAUGA
Messenger RNA from Caenorhabditis auriculariae, 7275 nucleotides. The record is from the annotation of a GenBank genome assembly. Lineage: Eukaryota; Metazoa; Nematoda; Chromadorea; Rhabditida; Rhabditidae.